This is a messenger RNA of Gigantopelta aegis, 2046 nucleotides long. RefSeq names its product receptor-type tyrosine-protein phosphatase alpha-like. Lineage: Eukaryota; Metazoa; Mollusca; Gastropoda; Neomphalida; Peltospiridae. Gene Ontology annotation, molecular function: protein tyrosine phosphatase activity. Bases 1 to 1653 code for a protein of 550 amino acids. Gene Ontology annotation, biological process: protein dephosphorylation. The transcript has 15 exons. The record is from RefSeq and is a predicted model, not a curated record.
AUGAUAUGGGAUGGUAUUACAGCCACAUGCCAGACCCAGGUGAUUGUGAAUGAAGUCAAUUUUAAUGUUGUGAGGUACCGAGAUGAAAUUUUGCAAACAACUGUGUUGCAACAGAAUGGCCUGCCAGGUCCCCGGAUUUGUCACCAAUCGAACAUGUAUGGCAAUGAGACGACGGUGCCAGAUAACAAUAAUCGUGUGAAACUGUCUCCUUUGCCAAACAUUCCACACUCAGACUACAUUAACGCCAGUUACAUCGAUUCAUAUGGGCAGCCGAAUUAUUUUAUUGCAUCACAAGCUCCAAACAAAGUGGCUUUGCCAGAUUUCUGGAGAAUGAUCUGGGAACAGGACUGUGGACAAAUAGUCAUGUUGACAAACCUAGUGGAGGCUGGAAAGCAUAAAUGCGAGCCCUAUUGGAAGGAUUCGGAGUCAAUGAAUGUUGGAUAUUUUUAUGUGAUGGUCACAGAAAUCACUGAACGAGCAGACUAUGUCAUCAGAAAGAUAAAAGUCACCCAGAAGAAGUCUAAGAAAUGCAAGACGUUUGACCAUUACCACUUCACGUCAUGGCCUGACCACGGAGUUCCCAAAGUGUUGGACUUACUGGAAUUCUUCUGGUUGACAAGAGAGUCUUCUCCAUCCCGCCCUGGUCCUGUCCUGGUUCACUGCAGUGCUGGGAUUGGCAGAACUGGGACGUACAUUGCUCUACAUAUUCUGACAGACGAGAUGAACAAAACUGGAAGAAUCAACAUACUGGAUGUGAUGACCAAGAUCAGAGAUCAAAGGAAAAACAUGGUCCAGACAAAGAAUCAGUAUGAAUGCAUUUUCACGAGUAUGCUUGAGGUUGCAACGUAUGGACAGACAAGUAUGACCACAUCUAAAUACACACAGGAAUAUGAUGAACUGAAAGGAUCUAUGAGCAUGGGCCACAAAACACUCGAUGAUCUGGCUCAGGUAAUUGCAACAACUGACAUAUCUGAUACAGGUCUUCCACUGAAGAACAAGCUGUGGGUUGGUGGAAAGGACGAUCUCUUUGUUGUUCAGGCCCCUUCGACACUGCUGAGCAAAGGCUACCUGUUAGUUUACACUCCACAAAGAACAGAGAAUCUGCUGUGGAAACUCAUCAUGGAGAAUGAUUCACUGACUCUUGUCACUCUGGGUAACAAGAAUGACGCAUUCGUCCCUGGUCCAAGCCAUUCCGGUAACUAUGGAAACGUGACUGUGACGACAGUGACAGAAACGCAUGUUUCAAGAGAGAUAACAUUAAGAAUACUUAAUGUUGAAAUGAAGGAUUCAGAUGAAACGAAGGAAAUAGCAAACUUGUCUGUGCAGUCUUGGAGUGACAUAUCUAACACUUCCACACUGAUAAGUUCUCUAACAACACUGACAGAACAAAUCCUGGACAGACAGAACAGUCUGAAAUUUCACCCCGUCACGGUCAUUUUCGAUGAAUCUGACAGAAAGGAAGGUCUGUCAUUGUGCAUACUGAACAACAUCAUGUCUGGAGUUUCCCUUGACAAGCGAGUUGAGAUAUUUAACAACGUCAGAAGACUCCAGUCAGUUCUGCCAGGUGUUCACUUAUCAGCGGACGACUUCAAACUUUUCUGUGAUCUUCCUUUUGCUUAUCUCGAUUCCACAGGCGUGUAUGCCAACAUGUAAACUGACCAAUGUCCAUAUUUUACAGUGGUCACAUUAAAGCAGUGGUCAGCGGUGACCAUAUGCGAGGAACGUGUAACAUAUCAACAUGGAGUUCAUUGAAAGCAAACUGUGUGUCGUGUAGCAUAGGCCAUGAUGGUAGUAGAGGGAUGUUUAAAAAGCCCCAAAAGCCCAAACAAUAUGGACUAAUAUGACAGUAAACUAUAACAACACCAUGGAUAACAAUCUUUACCAGAUAUGUACAAGUGUAUUCAAAAUAGCAUCUUUGCAGCGGCUAGGGUCGAUUCCUGUCGGUGGCCCUUUAGGCUGUUUUUCCUUCCAUCCAGUGCACCGCGACUGGUAUAUCAAAGGCCGUAGUAUUUGUCAACAUAUAUGUGGGAUAGUGCAAAUAAACCG